Molecule: messenger RNA, 1689 nt
Organism: Saxophila tyrrhenica
Lineage: Eukaryota; Fungi; Ascomycota; Dothideomycetes; Mycosphaerellales; Extremaceae
Gene: PDC1
Product: Pyruvate decarboxylase 1
Exons: 6
Coding region: 1-1689 (562 amino acids)
Cellular component (GO): nucleus; cytosol
Molecular function (GO): magnesium ion binding; thiamine pyrophosphate binding; pyruvate decarboxylase activity
Source: RefSeq, a predicted model, not a curated record
AUGCCCGAGAUCAAAAUCGGAAACUACCUCUUCACCCGCCUCAAACAACUCGGCGUCUCAACCGUCUUCAGCGUCCCAGGAGACUACGAGCUCGCCCUUCUCGACCUGAUAGGCGACUCGGGCGUCGAGUUCGCCGGCAACCCGAACGAGCUGAUCGCCGCCUAUGCCGCGGACGGCUACUCGCGUCUCAAGGGCGUUGGCGCUUGGGUCGACACCUAUGGCCCCGGUGAGCUGAGCUCGUAUUGUGGGCAGGCGGGCCAGUAUACGGAGCUUGUGCCGGUGGCGCAUGUGGUUGGGUACCCAGGGCGGGAUGCAAUGCGCGGCCACAUGGUCAUGCAUCAUACCCUCGGCACGAGCGAGUUCGACAUGUUCGAGAAGAUGGCCAGUCAAAUCUCCGCGACCACCACCGUGCUGCUGAAUCCCAAGACCACAGCUGCAGAGAUCGAUCGCUGCCUCACAACCAUGCUGCAGGAGAGCCGACCGGUGUAUAUCGGUGUGCCGGUCGAUAUGUCGCAUCUUACCUGCGAUAGCUCGGGACUGGACAAGCCGAUCCAUGGUGAGCUGCCACCCAAUGAGCCGGAGCUCGAGAAGGGGGUGGUAGGUGACUUGCGCAUGCUGCUGGAGCAGAAGAAGUCGCCCAUCUUCAUUGUCGAUGGCAAUGCGUGUCGCAAUUACGUGACGGAGGAGUGCGGGAUGCUGGCGAAGCUGACCGGAUUGCUGACCUUCACGACCAGUAUGGGCAGGGGAGGUAUUGAUGAGGAGUUGCCGAACUUCGGUGGUGUGUGUUCAGGGCUUGGAUCGUACAAGGAGGUUCGCGAGGCUGUUGAGGGUUCGGAUGCGGUGUUCUGGAUUGGAAACUUCCCGAGCGACUUCAACACCGGUGAGUUCACGGAGAAGGUCGGGGUGGAUGUGGCUGUCGACUUCCAACGUUUCUUUGUCAAGAUCGGCGCCAAAAAGUUCUUGCUGAAGAUGAAGUACCUGCUGCGAGCACUGAUCAAGAGCCUAGAAGACAAACCAUUAGCCAGGACGUCCACCGCCAAGGUCGAUUGGGAUCCUUACCCAUUGGCCAACAUUGAGAAGAGCCCAAAGUUGACCCAGGACUACCUUUGGGCGGCGACUUCAUCAUCGGCGAGACCGGUACCUCCGCCAUACGGCAUCUCAGCCAGCAAGCUACCCACCACGGCAUCAAUGUUCAACCAGACGGUCUUCGGGUCGAUCGGAUACGCCACGGGUGCGAUUGUUGGGGCUGCCAAAGCCAUCAAGGAGAACAAAGCGUACAGGCGCUGCAUCCUCGUCACUGGUGAGGGCAGUCUCCAGCUCACGGCGCAAGCGUUCGCGGAUAUGCUGAAGCUGGAGCUGAAUCCUUAUCGUCUUUCUGACUGUAUUUCCAGAAUCAUCCUCAACAGCGCGGCUACACCGUGGAACGCCAUCCAUGGCAAAGACGCCCCAUACAACAAAGUCGGGGAGUGGGACUACUCGCUUCUGGCGAAGACCUUCGGUCCUGCCUUCCCAUCCAAGUACUGGGGCCAGAUCGAUACAUGCGAGGGACUGGAGGAGGUGUUCGCGGACAAGGAGUUCAAUGAGGGGGAAAUGUGUAGGGUGUUGGAAUUGAAGCUGGGGUACUUGGAUGCACCGGCGAAUAUUCUUGCGUUGGGGCCGGCGAUUGAUGGGUUUAAUAGGAAGAAGUAG